AUGUUAACGAUCACUAUAUUUUUGUUUCUUUUAAAGGAGUACAGCUGUUACCUUGUAUUACCAGAACCUUCUUUUAACGAAAAGCCACUACUAAGGAGUCCUGUUAAUAAUGGGCCUAUUCCUGAAUACUUUGAUUGGAGGGACCGCGAUGCUGUGUCACCCGUAGUGAAUCAAGGAGUCUGUGCAGCUUGCUGGGCUUUCGCCACCACUGCUACCAUAGAGAGUCAUCGGAAAAUAUAUCUGGAAGUUAAAGAGAAGUUAUCGGAACAGUUUCUUAUCGAUUGUGAUGAUGCAGGCGUGGGGUGCAGGGAUGGAUCCAUGCUACAAGCAUAUGCAAACAUGAUCAUAAAAUCUGGUGGUAUACUCCGAAACAUAGACUAUUAUCCAUAUGCAGAAGAACAGAGGGAAUGUAGAUGGAAUGCAGUAUUAAACCGUCAUGCGACAAAUUAUACUACAAGGUGGUUCGAGAACGGUCCUAAGCCACAUCCCAGACCAGUACCAGUGGUCGGGUUUCGAAGAGUUGUUAGAGAUGAAGAUGUUAUGGCAAGAUAUCUUUAUCGACAUGGACCGUUAUCUGCGGCCAUUAACUCAGCGUCUAUGGACAACUACACGGGUGGUAUUGAUGAGCCUACAGAAAAAAGCUGCAGUCCCAGUGGAUUGAACCAUGCCGUCGAGAUUGUAGGAUACAAUGUUUAUGAAAAUGAAAACGGUAACAGGAUUCCAUACUGGAUAAUCAAGAACUCCUGGGGGGCGGGGUGGGGAGACAACGGGUACUACUACCUGGCGCGCGGGCGCAACGCCUGUGGCAUCGCCAGUGAUGUUUCUUUCCCUAUAGUCGGCUAAAAUA
Messenger RNA from Helicoverpa armigera (cotton bollworm), 847 nucleotides. RefSeq names its product cysteine proteinase 1-like. Gene Ontology annotation, molecular function: cysteine-type endopeptidase activity. Bases 1 to 843 code for a protein of 280 amino acids. The transcript is spliced from 5 exons. NCBI's taxonomy places the organism in Eukaryota, Metazoa, Arthropoda, Insecta, Lepidoptera, Noctuidae. Gene Ontology annotation, cellular component: lysosome. The record is from RefSeq and is a predicted model, not a curated record.